This is a messenger RNA of Neolamprologus brichardi, 2055 nucleotides long. Lineage: Eukaryota; Metazoa; Chordata; Actinopteri; Cichliformes; Cichlidae. The record is from RefSeq and is a predicted model, not a curated record.
UACCGGUUUGAUCUCCCUGUGGUUACACGUUGUAGGAACUCUCUGAAGUUUAUCUAAAUUCAAAUCAAAAGAGAAAUAGAAGAGCGCUUUUCACAAACAAGCGGAUGGGAAUCAAGGAACAACACAACCUACGUCAGUUUGUAUUCCCGUGCGGAAUAAACUCUCCAUCCACGCUUUACUUUGUGCUCCGAUUUAAUGCCGAAUGCUGGGGACAAAAACAGGUCAGCUACAGGUCGCUGGACGCAGAUGACCCAAAAGCAGGUUAAAUGCUGAUUGGCUGCUAAGUGGUCCGGUUGUGCCAAGUUUUCAUGGACAACAAGAAGAGGCACCUAAAAGGCAUCUUGAUUUGCAUUGCAGCAGCAGUGAUUUUCAUCUUUUUCUAUCUCAAUUCCAAGAAAGUGGUUAGGAACAUUCCUUAUCAACCAGCAUCAGCAGAGCCACGUUGGGAGGAUCCAGGACCAUAUCAUGUGGCCUACCCACGAAACUACAAAUUCAUCAUGGAUGACACGCCUACAUGUACGACCACAACUCCUUUCCUUAUUCUGAUGGUUCCUGUUGCACCCAGUAAUGUUGCAACUCGGGAUGCCAUCCGGCAGACGUGGGGAAAUGAGAAGCUGGUUCUGGGUCAGCGGGUAGAGACUGUCUUCAUAGUGGGCCUCCCUGGUGGAAGUGAUGCAAAACAUCAGCAAGAGAAGCUUCAGCAGGAGAAUCAGCUGUACCAUGACCUGAUUCAGAGCAACUUUCAGGACAGCUACAAUAAUCUGACUAUCAAGACUAUGGUCAUGCUGGAGUGGCUGGCUGCACACUGUACUAAGGCUUCCUUUGUCAUGAAGAUCGACUCCGAUGUUAUACUCAAUGUCCCGAAUCUGGUGAAACUGUUGGUGGAUCCUAGCACAGCUAAGCAAAACUAUAUGACUGGGCUGGUUUGGUGGCAUAGUCCUGUUUUAAGGAACCCAUUUAUAAAGUUCUACAUGCCUCCAUCUGUGAUUGCUGAAUCAGAGUACCCCCCGUAUCCGCUCGGAUUUGCCUACGUCAUGUCACUAGACCUUCCUGGGAAGAUCUUGGGAGUGUCACCUCAGAUCAAACCGAUCUACAUUGAAGAUGCUUACCUCGGCAUGUGUCUGAAACACCUGGGCGUAUCUCCUACUGACCCUCCAGAAGAAACGAUGUUUCUUGUCAAGCCCAGCCAUUCUCUGAGCAGCUGCAGUCUUUCAAAGGUGAUCGCUUCGACAACAACAAGCAUCUUGCAAAUGAAUGGCUACUGGGAGAGGAUCAAACGGGGAGUUCAGUGCUGAAGGUUUUCCAAAAAAAGGUAUUGUUUAUAGUUAUAGGAUUUUGGAUCAAUGGAGUGGGAACCUGAAUAUGGCCAAUGGUUAAAACAAAAAUAAAAUAUUGCAUAUUUAUUAUGUGGCAAAAUGGAGACACCUUUGUUACAUCUUGCCAAAUCUGAUCAUUAGGCCAAGUUAAUAUAAUUUUCUUUCCUUUGAAAAACGUCAAUAUAUUUAACUGAAGCACAGAGGUUGUGAGAGGCUUUUUGUCAGGGGUUAGUAUUAAGAGUAUAUUUAUAUAUUUACAUGUUAGAUGUUUGUAGUGAUAUUGGAUUUUCAAAUGAUAAAAUGAUACUGUAAUCACUUUUUAUUGAAGUCAGCCAGGCCUCCUUUGUCCUCAGCUCAAGUGUGAGAUGUUUAAGUUACUUUUAUAACCUCUUGUAUUUAACUUUUCCAGCUCUUUUGCAUUUCUGUACUUUUUACUCUGUGUUUGUCUUUUAUAUUUGGUGUUAUGGUAUGGAUAACACCAAAGGAUAUACAUAUAAAUAAAGGAUAUAUAGGAUUUAGGAUAUAAAUGCUGUGGUGUUUUUCCUAGUUCAUGUAACAUACUUGUUUCUAUGUCAAGCUAAACUGAUGUUAUCUAAACUAUGUUGCAUGUAUGAUCUUGAUGCAAUGCGAUAUAGGAAAAGUACCAUGAGUUUAAACAAACUGGCCAGUACUGGGAAUACAGUUGUAGUUUCUCAUAGUUCCACAAGAUGGCAGACUUUGAUUCGAUAAAAUUUAAGCC